Messenger RNA from Hemiscyllium ocellatum (epaulette shark), 4125 nucleotides. Its product is annotated as interferon-inducible GTPase 5-like. The transcript is spliced from 3 exons. The record is from RefSeq and is a predicted model, not a curated record. NCBI's taxonomy places the organism in Eukaryota, Metazoa, Chordata, Chondrichthyes, Orectolobiformes, Hemiscylliidae. Gene Ontology annotation, molecular function: GTPase activity; GTP binding. Gene Ontology annotation, cellular component: membrane. Bases 324 to 1607 code for a protein of 427 amino acids.
UCUUUUCAUGAACUGAAUUCCCGGAAAGUGAAACUUCAUGGAGCUAAAGGGCUACUUUUAAACAGAGCAAAGUCAUUUCGUCAAAUAGGAAUUGUUUGAACCCACCCAUCUCCAACUAUCCAGCCCAGUGGCUGCAUCUGAAAUUCAAGCAGAUACCAGUUCCCAACUUCUUGUCUGGGGAAAAAACCGAACACAACUAAAGACAAAGAAGUGACAUCGCGAGAGGAGCUACGAGCCUCUGGCCCCUCCCCCCUUUCUGAGGAGGGUUCUCUGGAAUCACUGGGCAGUCAGACGGGGAAAGCAGUGAGAGACACAGAAGGAGGAUGGGAGGAGCCAGCUCCAGAGAUCAACGAGCUGAAACUUCAAACCGUUUAGAAGAUGAAACAGUAGAAUCUUCAAAUUCUACAUUCUUCACUAAUGAAGAACUCACCAAACUCCAGUCUGAUUAUGACAUGGGUGGAGUGGAAAAGGUUAAAACAGUGGUACAGCAGAAAGUAACUGAACUGGACAAUACAGAACUUAAUAUUGCAGUAACGGGAGAAUCAGGUGCAGGGAAAUCUUCCUUCAUCAAUGCGAUGAGAGGACUUGAGUUCGAUGAUGAGGGAGCAGCUGAAGUUGGUAACAUAGAAACCACAAUGGAGCCAACGGGAUACAAACAUCCCAACCUGCCGAAUGUUUGUUUCUGGGAUUUGCCAGGAAUUGGAACCAAAACAUUCCCUGCGAAUAAAUACCUGAAGAAAAUGAAAUUUAAAAGGUAUGAUUUUUUCAUCAUCAUCUCAGCCUGUCGAUUCACAGAAAAUGACAUACAACUUGCCAAAGAGAUCAAACGGCUCGGAAAGAAUUUUUAUUUUGUUCGCUCUAAAAUUGAUAAUGAUCUUUAUUCAAAGAGAAGGAGAGGGAGGCAAUUUAAUGAAGAGGAAGAACUGAAGAAGAUCAGGAAUGACUGUGUCAGCAAGCUGCAAGAGGCUGGGAUGCCAUCACCCAGAGUGUUCCUGAUAUCAAACUUUGACCUGAAUCUGUAUGAUUUUAGUCUGUUAAAUAAAGCUCUGGAAGAUGACCUUCCGACUAUAAAGAAAAGUGUAUACAUCCUCGCUCUCCCAAAUAUCAGCUCGGAGACUGUGGAGAAGAAAAGGAAAGAGCUAAGGAAACAAGUCUGGAUGUUGGCGACACUUUCUGGGGGAAUUGGGGUAGUGCCAAUUCCUGGAGUCUCCCUGGGCUGUGACAUUGGGAUAGUAAUUGGAGGAAUAGUACAUUUCCGUCAAUGUCUGGGUCUGGAUGAUUCCUCUCUUCAAAGUCUGGCCAAGAGGGCAGGGAAACCUGUGGAGGAUCUGAAAGCAGUGGUGACAACUCCCCUGGUCGGGGGGGAGAUAACCCCUGAUGUCAUAAACAGAUUGGCCUGGGGUGCUGCUGCUGUCACUGCUUCAGCAAUUGAAGUCUUCCUUGACACCAUCCCAGUGAUUGGUUCCAUCUUCGGAGCAGGGUCAUCCUUCUUUUUUACCUACAAACUGCUGAGUGCUGCAUUGGAUGAUCUUACAGAGAGUGCACAGAAAGUGAUGUCGGCUGCAUUUGGGAAUGAAAAUGAUCCAAACCAAACAUCAGUGCAGUGAGUGAAUGCUUUAGCUAAGCACUGAUGAAAGUCUACUCUAUAAUAUUCCCUUGUGACUGAACUUGUUUGUGAAAAUAUUCCUCCCUCACAUCAGGGAAAUGUUAUUGCAGAACAGUAUCUUUUUUGAGGUGUACUACAAAGAAGAAUUUUAAGAGUUGAAUUAAUUUCACAUGUUCCCUGAACAGAGGUUACUCCUUGAGUAAAUACAAAUUUAAAUAAAUGUUCCCUGCUGCAGGAUGUAUUCAUUCAGCCCCCCAUUCCUGUGGUCAGACAUAUCUGUGUGUCCACAGAAGAGGAGAAACUUCUUCACCCAGAGAGUGGUGGGUGUGUGGAAUGCUCUGCCCCAGAAGGCUGUGGAGGCCCAGUCUCUGGAUACUUUCAAGAAAGGGUUGGAUAGAGCUCUUAAGGAUAGUGGAAUCAAGGGUUAUGGGGAUAAGGCAGGAACAGGAUACUGAUUGAGGAUGAUCAGCCAUGAUCAUAAUGAAUGGUGGUGCUGGCCGAAAGGGCAGAAUGGCCUAUUCCUGCACCUAUUGUCCAUUGAUGGAUUCAGUUCCAACAUUCAGCUCCUUCUCUGUAAUGGUCUCUUUUUAAAAUAUGACAACAGCAUUAUGACAGAAAGGCAACCAGUGGAGCUGUGUUUCAUUUUGAUUAUGGGUAAUUUCCACAUUGGUCCCUUUUUCCAUCCUCAUAGCUAUCAUUCAAAGACAUUUUAAACCUGUGUUAAGGUCUUCCUCCCAGCAAACAACAAUCCCAAUAGAAAGUCUUAUCAAGAGGAAGCUUAUUUUCUAAUGCUGUUAAACCCAUCAGCAUAUUCAGUGUACAGCCCACUCACCUGGUGUUCGAACAGUUGUUGCACAAAGCAGAGAAUGUCAGAAACGAUUUCAAUUCUCUGCAGAUCUGGAUGUACAUUGCAUCAGAAGAUGGAUGAAGGCACUGGAUAAAGUAAGGGCGAAGGGCCCUGACAACAUGCCAACAAUACGACUGAAGACACCGGCUCCACAACCUGCCAAGAUCCUAAGCAAUUUGUCCAUUGGAAUCUAAUUGACAAAUGGCAGCACAUCAGACAAUGAGCCACUAACUGCCCUUUCAGUCUACUCUCAAUCAUUAAUAAAGUGAUGUUGCUGUCAAACAACACUUGCUUAACAAAAAUCUGCUCUUUGAUGCUCAGUCUGGGUUCUGCCAGAGUUGAGAGUGUGUUGCUGGAAAAGCACAGCAGGUCAGGCAGCAUCCGAGGAACAGGAAAAUCAACGUUUCGGGCCGGAUCUCUUCAUCAGGAAUGAGAGGAUAGACAGAUAGACAGUGUCAGCUUUCCCAGUCGGCAGAUUGAGAUACCUCUCCAUUAAUGUGAUGCUGCCUGACUUGCUGUGCUCUUCCAGCAACACACUCUCAACUCUGAUCUCCAGCAUCUGCAGACCUCACUGUCUCCUGGACUCUGCCAGGCCCACUCAGCUACUGGCUUCAUGACAACUUUGAUCAAAACACACUAAAGAGGUGAACUGCACAGGUGAUGUGAGAGAGACUGCACUUGGCAUCAAGGUCCCACCCCUCAGUACGAGUGAGAUAGGACUUGCAGCACCCUGAUGCAGCAAGGACAGUGGGUUACAUUUGAUUCCAGGUCAUUGGCAGAAAUGGAACACAUUACGCUCGAAUGGACAAAGAAUGCCUGGCCAUUGUCUUUGCUUGUGAACAUUUUCAUCAAUACCUACUUCCAGGAGACAAAAUCACAUUUGGGACUGACCACAAACCACUUCAAAGCAAUUUCCACAAACUGCCAUUGUCUGCUCCAAAGAAUGUCACUCACAAGACAGAGGUAGCAUUUGCACAUGCUAGACAGGUGACUGAAGCAGAUGUAAAUUGCAGACAUGCUGUUGACAGCAGUUUCCCAGUAAUACAGGAAUCGUAAAGCUAUCCAUAAACUGCAAUAGCUACAGAAACCCUUCCUACUCAUAUACCCACCCAAAUGCCUUUUAAAUGUUGUAAUUGUAACAGCCUCCACCACUUCCUUUGGCAUUUCAUUACAGACACGCUCCACUGUCUGUGUGAAAAAGUUACCCUCAGGGCCUUUUUAAGUCUUUCCCCUCACCUUUAACACAUUGACAUAAAUUGUAAUCUAUUGUCACUGAUGGACACAAUUCUUAAAAGAAACCCUUCCACUGACAACUUUGUAAUUUCAAGGUUAAUUUUGUGCAAACGCUGAGCCACUCACUUCCACUACCAUAUUACAGACUUACCCACUGCCAGUUCUCCCAUGGGUCCCAGCUGCUGAGAUACUAUAAGACAGGAGGACCAGUGAUUGCAAAGAUGACUGUAACAAAAUAUGCUCAAGGUCCAAGAUUCCUUUGUUCUGAAUCAAUCGUCCCUUUUUUCAACACACUAAACAAAAGGCAAGUUUAUUUUCAGUCAAGCUCAUGUUUUGCAUCUGUUUUAAUGGCAUUGCCAUAUCAUUGGAGUUCAGCUUGUGUUGACAAUUACAAGUAAAAGUGUUCUAAUUAAAUGCUGUGUUAUCAAUAAAUAAUUGA